This is a messenger RNA of Propithecus coquereli (Coquerel's sifaka), 2285 nucleotides long. It is a transcript of the gene PABIR2, whose product is annotated as family with sequence similarity 122B. The record is from RefSeq and is a predicted model, not a curated record. Gene Ontology annotation, molecular function: protein serine/threonine phosphatase inhibitor activity. The coding region runs from base 252 to 947 and encodes 231 amino acids. Lineage: Eukaryota; Metazoa; Chordata; Mammalia; Primates; Indriidae. The transcript is spliced from 9 exons.
CACCUUCCACCACAAUCUCUCUAUCCUCUCUUUACUCACCACUGUCUUCCUUUCCUCAUCAGCAUCCUCCUUCCCUCCUCCUUCUCUCCUACUUUUCUCCGCCCCCAGCCCCCAAGCCUCCGCCCCUUAGCCCCCGCCCCCAGCUGCCUGCCAGUUCCCAGCAGCUCGGUCCUGCAGUGAGAGUCUUGGGAGUCCAUAGCUAAGCACCAGGAGCUGAGCGCUGCCCGCUGUGCCUGCCCACAAGUCUCAACAUGGCUCAGGAGAAAAUGGAUCUGGACUUUGAGCCUGACACAUCUGAUGGGGGAACCCUAAGGAGAGCUAACAGCGCUCCCCUGAUCCAUGGGCUCAGUGACCUUUCACAGGUUUUUCAACCAUACACAUUGAGAACUCGGAGGAAUAGCACAACAAUUAUGAGCCGUCACAGUUUGGAAGAAGGCCUGGAUAUCAUGAACAGAGAAACUGCACAUGAAAGGGAAGUGCAAACGGCAAUGCAGAUAAGCCAAUCAUGGGAUGAGAGCUUGAGCCUGAGUGAUAGUGAUUUUGACAAGCCAGAGAAAUUAUAUUCUCCAAAGAGAAUUGACUUCACUCCAGUUUCUCCAGCCCCUUCACCCACCAGAGGAUUUGGAAAGCAAUGCUUUUCACCAUCCUUACAAAUGUUUGUGAGUAGCAGUGGGUUGCCACCAAGUCCAGUUCCUAGUCCAAGACGAUUUUCGAGCAGGAGGAGUCAAAGUCCAGUCAAGUGCAUUAGGCCCAGUGUUCUUGGUCCUCUUAAAAGAAAAGGUGAAAUGGAGACAGAAAGCCAGCCCAAGAGACUCUUCCAAGGCACUACCAAUAUGCUAUCUGCAGAUGCUGCACAGUUGUCUGAUCUCAGUUCAUGGUGGUGUUAUCAAGGAGAAGAAAUUCCUGCCUUGACCAGAUGUGUGGAGCAUCUACAAAUGAAUGAAUAAUGUUAUUAACAUACAAACCACUGUGUACAAAAGCAUCCAUGGAGCUGUCAGUGUCUCGGGUGGUAUUAUGAGGCCUUGGGUGCCUUGGGGUACAUUGUCGUGCUGUAAGGGAUGUAUAUCAUAAGGUAGGGUGAAAGAGGGGGCUUUAUGUAUGUGAUUGCCACAUACUGUUUUGGUUGCUGCUUUUUUCUGAUUCCUUUUUGUCGUUGCAUUUGUUCUGUCGUGUGGUGAUUGGUGUUGUGGUUAUUGCGUUGCUACCAGAAUUAGAAUCCAGUUCUUGUUCAUACUGCCUAAUAAUAAGGGCAGUUUAAUAUCUACAAGGACACUUUUAGGAGCUGAAAAAGUCAAUGUUACUGUGCAUUCUGCUUUUAAGAAGCUGAGCUAUGAACAGUGUACAUGCUAGUAAGUGUGAGGUACCAUAAGUUACUUAAUUUUUCAAAGAGAAAAUUCCUGACUGAGCUUUUUAAGAAAUCUGAGUGUAGUCUCUUGUUGUGUUAUUUAUUAUUUGUAGCUGUGUAAAAUGUCUGUCGUGAUAGAUUUCUUUUAAUGUUCGGACAUUGUGGUUGGAUUGUCUGUGUUUAAUAUGCAAAUUUGCCUGCUUAGGAUCAUAAUAUUACAUUCUUAAAUGAAUGUAAAAAAUGAAAACUACUGCAUUUGUGUCUUUUGAAGGUAAAGAUCCUUGGAUGUUAAAGGAAGAUGAUGUGCUUUGAAGGUAUUCACAGACUAGUAACAGUGUAUGGCUUGAAGGGAAACCCAUUCUCUUUCAAUUACAAGAGAGCAUCACUUAACUUGCAGUAGUGCUCUUACAGCAUCAGAUGUGUUCUUUAUUUUAAAUUGUAAUCAUAACAGCCAUUAAUGGCUUUAUUUCUUGUAUUGCUCUUUCCUGUGCAAAGCCCAUAAUCCUUCAAACCUAACAUAAAUAUAUCUAUUAUGAAGCUUGUCCCCUAGUAUGCCAUUAUAAAGAAAAAAUUCUUUGAUGGUAUUUGGUAUCUCUCUUCUGUUUGGAAAAGAUCUGUGUCCAAAUGUUUCUGCCUCUACAAUGACAAUAGAUGGUUUUGUCUUACAGGAGAUUUAUCCACCUUCACUCUACUGUCUUCUUUGCCUUAAAGGGACACUUUUGGCCAUCAUUUUUGGGCUCUGAUUUAGGACUGUUAAGAAAUUACUUUGAAAUAUGAUGAAUUUAAAUUUGUUUUUGAAAUUCGGUGGAGGGGUAGAACUGGGGCAGGAAAUUGAAAUUGUUCUGAUGGUAUGAGAACUAGGAGGCAAGAUGAUUCACUUUAUUAUUUAAGCCAAGGUUUGUUUUUAGUUUUUAUUGUUUAUAUGGACUAGGAAGUUAAG